UCAUUAAACAGCAAAUAUUAACUGAAGUCAAUAAGAAAUUUGAUUCCGCAAAACUCCUUCCAUAUCAAGCACGUCACGAAGCAGGAAAGCAUGUUAUCGGUGCAUUGCUUGAUUCUAAGGAGAUUCAUACUAGUGUAUUUAGAAAAUUUAUCGGUGAUGAGAAAUUCGGUGAAGUUUUAGAAGCUAAUGUGUUUGCAUAUCAUCCAUCAAGAGAUACCGUGACCUUUCAGUCUCAAUCGGUAGAAUACUAUAUUCGGGAAAACGCUAGUAUAUUCCCCCAAGAAGGAAAAAAGGAAGAUGUAAUCGAACAGUCGUAA
Ambispora gerdemannii is the source of this 317-nucleotide messenger RNA. The record is from the annotation of a GenBank genome assembly. Lineage: Eukaryota; Fungi; Glomeromycota; Glomeromycetes; Archaeosporales; Ambisporaceae.